Messenger RNA from Ipomoea nil (Japanese morning glory), 1705 nucleotides. Its product is annotated as putative serine/threonine-protein kinase. NCBI's taxonomy places the organism in Eukaryota, Viridiplantae, Streptophyta, Magnoliopsida, Solanales, Convolvulaceae. Gene Ontology annotation, biological process: protein phosphorylation. Bases 358 to 1554 code for a protein of 398 amino acids. The record is from RefSeq and is a predicted model, not a curated record. The transcript is spliced from 7 exons. Gene Ontology annotation, molecular function: protein kinase activity; ATP binding.
UUACUGUGCCUUAACCUGUCUUCUGCUGCAUUCCAUGACUCCAUAUUCAUAGUGUGAACUGUGAGAUUGAAAAUUCAGAGCCAUGUUCGUUGACUUCAAAACGACCAUCAACUUUCUUCAUCAAUAUUUCAUAUUUGCGAACAAAACCCCUUCCCCUCCUUAAAUAUUUUCCACUUUCAACUUUCAAACCUCAAUUUAUCCUUCAUCAUCCUUUUGCGUAUUUCAUCAUCAUCAUCCUUGUGGCUCUGUAACUUGCCGGGGCACAGUUUCUUCGUUCGCCUCUGGGUUCUUAAUCAUUGUUAUCCAAAGCUGCUGUCUAUUUUAACUGAUUAACUCUUGUUGGUGGUUCCCUGAGUGAUGGGUUGCUUUUCUUUUUUAUUUCAUAAGAAGAUUCCUUCGCCGCCCGCACAUUUUUCUGAUCAUGAAGAAGAUCUCUACGGUUUAAGAAAUGUUAGCAUCUUCUCCUACAAGGAUCUACGAGUUGCCACUGAUGAUUUUAGUCCUACAAGUAAGAUUGGGGAGGGCGGAUUUGGUUGUGUUUAUAAGGGAAGGCUUAAAAAUGGGAAUAUGGCUGCGAUAAAAGUUCUUUCUGCUAAAUCGAGACAGGGAGUGCAAGAGUUCUUGACCGAGAUUCAAGUGAUUUCAGACAUAGAGCAUGAAAAUUUAGUUAAGCUAUAUGGGUGCUGUGUGGAGGAUGAUCACAGAAUUCUUGUCUACAACUAUCUUGAGAACAACAGUCUUGCUCACACCCUUCUUGGUGAAGGGUCCAGUGGCAUCCAGUAUAGCUGGAAAACACGGACUAAAAUUUGUAUUGGGAUUGCACAGGGACUGGCCUAUCUUCAUGAACAAGUGAGACCACAUAUUAUCCACCGAGAUAUAAAGGCGAGUAAUAUACUCCUUGACAAAGAUUUGACACCAAAGAUUUCGGAUUUUGGCCUAGCAAAGCUCAUUCCACCAGACAAGUCCCAUCUCAGUACACGUGUUGCAGGAACAUUAGGUUAUUUGGCACCGGAAUAUGCAAUAAGAGGCCAUUUGACGCGUAAAGCAGACAUCUAUAGUUUUGGCGUUCUUCUGAUUGAAAUUGUAUGUGGGAGAUGCAACACAAACACUAGGUUACCCAUUGAAGAACAAUUUCUCCUUGAAAGGGUAUGGCGACUUUAUGAAACUGGGGAGCUGGUACUACUUGUAGAUACAUCAAUGGACGGGGCUUUUGAUGCUGAACAAGCCUGCAAAUUCUUACAAAUCGGGCUUCUCUGCACUCAAGAUGCCCCGAAGCUUCGGCCUUCCAUGUCGAGAGUUGUGAAGAUGCUAACCGGGGAGAUGGAGGUCGACAAGGAUAAGAUUACAAAGCCUGGGUUAAUAACUGAUUUCAUGGAUCUCAAGAUUAAAAAUCCUCCCAAAACUAGGCCUGAAAACAUUAAAGCUGCAUAUGAUUAUAUAUUAUCCUCAGAAUCAGAUCAUUCAAGUUUGCCUUCUGGAACUUCUUCCCAGGUUACUACCUUCACUACUAUACCAAAUGAUCAUUCAUAUUUAAGCACUAAUCCCCUUCAGUAGUGAGGAGUGUUGCAACACUUGUUGAUUCCCUUCAGGCUUCAGUUCCAUCUUAGUUUUGCUAGCCAAGUAUAUAUGCAUUUAUAUAUACAAAAUGUAGCUUGUAUGAUCAGAUCAUAAAGUCUGAACUUUAAUUUAAUUUUUUUUUUUUUUU